This is a messenger RNA of Cuscuta epithymum, 2344 nucleotides long. The record is from the annotation of a GenBank genome assembly. Lineage: Eukaryota; Viridiplantae; Streptophyta; Magnoliopsida; Solanales; Convolvulaceae.
CUCAAGUUCUCAUAAUUUGUAUGCGUCUCAAUCUGGAUGGGUUAGCACGGGGGUUCUGCAUCGGGUGUUAAUGUCGACGAAAAGAGCUUGACAUUGUGGUCUACUGGAGAUGGUAAUACACCCUUCAGAAUGAGAAGUGUUUUAAAACCUUUAUUCGCACUUGAUACAAGAAAACUAAAAACCUACAUUAGCAAGAGUCUUUCACUGCUCAAUGAACUCUCGGACGAAAGGUUAGCUACACACGGAACUCUCCUCCAUGGACAUUUUAUCAAAAUGGGCAUUUCGACACAGCAACAUAUUGCUGUUAAACUGCUUAUUAUGUAUUUAACUCUUCAAAAAUCCGAUGAAACGAAUGAAAUGCUGAAGGAAUUCAAUGGGUUUAACUUGGUUGCCACUAACUGUUUAAUUUCUGCAAACAUCAACUGUGGGAAGCCCGACGAAGCCCGUCGACUGUUUGAUGAAAUGCCCAAUAGAAAUGAAGUUUCUUGGACUGCUUUAAUUUCGGGCCUCUUAAGGUACGGGAGAGUUGAAGAGGCACUGUGCUACUUCAGGAGAAACCCAUUUCAAAAUGUCAUUUCUUGGACUGCGUUGAUCAGUGGACUUGUUCAGAAUGGACUGAAGAUUGAAGCUAUUAUGCUCCUCCCUAUGAUGCUGCAAUCUGGAGUCAUACCUAAUAAUGUUACUUUCACUUCUGUAAUUAGAGCAUGUGGAGAGUUAGAGGACUUUGAAUUGGGAAUGUGUCUGCUUGGUCUGGUUGUCAAGGUUGGUUUUGAGGACAACUUGGCAGUUUCUAAUGCUUUUAUUACGUUUUAUGUGCGGUUGAGUAGGGGUGAUUUGGCUAAAAGAACAUUCGAUAAGAUGGAGAAAAAAGAUGUUGUUUCUUGGACAGCAAUUCUUGACAUGUACGUUGAACAUGGGGACUUGAAGGAAGUUCGCGAAAUAUUUGAUGAAAUGCCCGAGAGGAAUGAAGUUUCUUGGAGUGCAAUGAUUUCAAGGUACAACCAUGGCGGUUAUGUUGAAGAGGCAGCAAAUCUCUUCCAUCAGAUGGUGAACAAAGAUGGGUUGAGGCCAAAUAUUUCAUGCUGUUCAGCUGUACUAAGUGCAUUGGGAGCCUUGAAAGCCGUGCAAGCUGGAAGAACUAUUCAUUCACUUAUUCUUAAACUAGGAUAUGAAAAGAACAAUUUCGUUGGCAGCUCACUGGUAGACUUAUAUUGCAAAUGUGGACAAACUGAGUUUGGAUUUCAAGCUUUUGACUCAAUCCUGGAAAAGAACACUGUUUGCUGGAACGCUAUGGUUUCUGGUUAUAGUUUAAAUGGACAAUCAAUAGAAGCUAGGAAGCUUUUUGAUCUAAUUCCCCAUAAAAACAAUGUCUCCUGGAAUUCUUUGAUGACUGGUUAUCUGGAAUGCGAAGAAUUUGGCAAGUUAUUUGAGAUAUUCAAUGAAAUGAUUUUUUCAGGAGAACAACCCAACAAGUCCACUUUCUCCAUCUUGUUAUCUGCAUGUGCUAACCAAGCUUCAUCAGAGAAAGGGAAGAACUUACAUUGUAAACUUCUAAAACUAGGUUUCCAGCAUGAUAUAUUUGUGGACACUGCGCUUUUGGAUAUGUAUGCAAAAUCAGGUAACAUUGAAAGCUCUAAGAAGAUCUUCAUAAACAUGCCUAAUAAGAACGUGAUUUCUUGGACGGCCAUGAUUCAAGGGCUUGCAGAAAAUGGAUUUGCAGAGGAAUCUCUUGAACUGUUUGAACAAUUAGAAGAUACUACACCCUUCUCACCUAACGAGUAUAUACUCUUAGCAGUUUUAUUUGCUUGCUCCCAUUGUGGUCUAGUAGAUAAAGGCAUAUAUUAUUUCAACUCAAUGCAAAAGGUUUAUAGUAUAAUCCCAAAUCAAAGACACUACACAUGUGUUGUGGAUAUGCUUUCUCGCUCAGGAUAUCUUACAGAAGCCGAAAAGUUUAUCUCAAUAAUGCCCUUUGAACCUGAGGCUAACAUGUGGGCAGCUCUGCUAAGCAGUUGCAAAACCUAUGGAAAUGAGAUUAUGGCAGAAAUAGUUCCGAACAGAUACCUCCUAGAAUCUGGGGGAUAUGUUCUGUUGUCAAAUGUCUAUGCUUCAGCAGGAAGAUGGACGGAUGUUCUGAAUACUAGAAAAUUAAUGCAAGAGAAAGGAGUGAAGAAAUGUGGGGGGUUUAGUUGGAUAGAGGUUAGAAGUGAACAGCAUGUAUUUUAUUCACUGGAUGGUUCUCAUGCGGAGUCAGCAGAGAUUUACAGUAUUCUAGAACUACUAAACUCUGAAAUGCAGAUCCUUACAAGAAUGCAUGAGAGGCCAUUCAACGACAAAUUUUUUGAAA